AUGGAAGGGAAGAAUCGGACAGCAGUGAUGGAGUUUUUUCUCUUAGGCCUCACAGGUCAUCUCCAUCAGAAGAUCGCCCUUUUCGUCUUGCUUCUCUUUGUGUAUCUCAUCACUCUGGGGGGUAACUUGGGGAUGAUUACUCUCAUAUGGCGCGAUCACAGACUCCACACGCCUAUGUACUUUUUUCUUAGUCACUUGUCCUUUGUAGAUGCUUGCUCCUCCUCUUCCAUUACCCCCAGGACACUGCGCGAUAUCUUUGCAGAGAAGAGAAGCAUCUCUUUCGUGGGCUGUGCUGCUCAGAUGUGGUUCUUUGGUCUCUUUGUGGCAACAGAGUGUUUCCUCCUGGCUGCCAUGGCCUAUGAUCGGUGUACAGCCAUCUGUAAGCCCCUGCUGUACACACUCAUCAUGUCCCAGCGGGUCUGUGUGCAGCUGGUUAUAGGGCCUUACGCCAUAGCUAUUAUAAGCACCAUGACCCAUACAAUUUUGACUUUUUCCUUACCCUUCUGUGGCCCAAACAUAAUCAAUCAUUUUUUCUGUGAUAUUUCCCCUUUGCUUUCCUUAGCAUGCGUUGACACUGGGAUCACUAAUUUGGUGCUUUUUGUUUUUGCUGGAGCUAUAGGAGUGCUCAGUGGCGCGAUCAUCAUGGUGUCCUAUGUAUGGAUCACAGUGGCCAUCUUGAAGAUCCAGACUGCCCACGGGAGGUGGAAAGCCUUCUCCACGUGUACCUCCCACCUGGCCACAGUCUCAGUGUUGUAUGGGACUCUUUUCUUCAUCUAUGUCCGACCUAGCUCGAGCUCGUCUCUGGGUAUCAAUAAAGUGAUUUCUCUGUUUUAUACUGUGGUCAUCCCUGGGUUGAAUCCCCUCAUCUACAGCUUGAGGAACAAGGAGGUGAAAGAGGCAUUCAAGAGACAGGUGAAAAGGAAGCUGUCUGUGCUCGGUGGGUGA
Chinchilla lanigera (long-tailed chinchilla) is the source of this 945-nucleotide messenger RNA. RefSeq names its product olfactory receptor 5G3-like. Bases 1 to 945 code for a protein of 314 amino acids. Gene Ontology annotation, biological process: sensory perception of smell; G protein-coupled receptor signaling pathway. NCBI's taxonomy places the organism in Eukaryota, Metazoa, Chordata, Mammalia, Rodentia, Chinchillidae. Gene Ontology annotation, cellular component: membrane. The transcript has a single exon. Gene Ontology annotation, molecular function: odorant binding; olfactory receptor activity; G protein-coupled receptor activity. The record is from RefSeq and is a predicted model, not a curated record.